AAUGCAGGUUAACUGUGGGCUAUAUCUAGCUAAAAGCUAACGUUUUACUGCGUUUCUGCGUCGUUGUUUUCGGUCUCUCUGAUAUUUUUAUGAUAUUUGUGUUUUGUGAUAUUUGUGUGAAGACUUUGUCGUUGAAACUUUGGGUUAAAGAAAUCAAGUUGACUCUGCUGCCGGACUCGGACAGACGGAGCUGCGCUGUUUUCAGAUCACCUUGGCUGCGCCCCUCACCUUCCUCCUGAUCAGUGUCUUUGGGUGUGGGUGACACUGGCUCUGUGCCAGUCCUCCACAGAUGAAGAUGUCCCUGGCCCAGCGAGUGCUCCUCUCCUGGAUAUUUACCCUGAUCUUCCUGAUCUUGCUGGUCCUCAAGCUGGACUCCAGAAUCCACUGGAACUGGUUUCUCAUCUUCCUCCCUGUUUGGACCUUUGACACCAUCCUUAUCCUCAUGCUGAUAGUGAAGAUGGCAGGCCGCUGCAAGCCGGACUUUGACCCCAGGGAGGGUGAGCAGAGCGUGAAGAAGAGGCUAUGGUACCUGACAGCCCUGCUGCUGAAGCUGGCCUUCUGCCUGACUCUGUGCUCCCGCCUGCAGGGGCACACCAAAGUGUGGAUCAGUGUGGUCUGCAUCCCUCUGUGGGUGCUACUGGGUGGAGCGCUGAUGGAGCUGGGCUAUAGUGUUUUCCACUAUAGGAGGGACUGAAAUUACAGGAUGUGAACUUUUUAUACUCAGGCAUCUGUAACCAAGGAUGCACCACUGAAGAAAGAUGCAGACCUUAGUUUAAAAUACACUAUUCCUCUGCUGUAAGUGCAGACUCACUGGGUCAGUGAAAUCUACACACUGGAGUACGCAGGUUCUCAGUUAUAGCACCUGCUUCAGGUGGUAUCAGUGUGUCAUUUUGUGAUGCCGUCAGAUAUCAGUUCAAUGUGUUUUGGCAUCUUGGUGAUAAAUCCAGCCCUCAUUGUUUUUGGCCACACAUUGCUGCCUUUUAGCUCAUUUUUUUAGUACAUGCUGGAUCAGUCUAUCUGAUCCAGCAUGUACUACACAAAAAUGUUGAUUUUCAUUUUUUCUACAUUAUCUGCACUCUGUCAGCAGGUUUGAAUGUAAAUGCAUAACUUCC
Archocentrus centrarchus (flier cichlid) is the source of this 1112-nucleotide messenger RNA. It is a transcript of the gene tmem60, whose product is annotated as transmembrane protein 60. The record is from RefSeq and is a predicted model, not a curated record. The transcript has 2 exons. The coding region runs from base 290 to 694 and encodes 134 amino acids. Lineage: Eukaryota; Metazoa; Chordata; Actinopteri; Cichliformes; Cichlidae.